Messenger RNA from Meloidogyne enterolobii, 274 nucleotides. Lineage: Eukaryota; Metazoa; Nematoda; Chromadorea; Rhabditida; Meloidogynidae. The record is from the annotation of a GenBank genome assembly.
UUAUUCUAUGGGAGAUAAAAAUUAUGUUGUGCUUCCACCACGCGUUCGUGCAAUACCCAUAAGCGAUUUGACUAUAUUUGGGGGAAGUAGUGGUACUCGACGAUAUUACAAAGGCAAAGAAAAUUUAUUAAAAAUUUUCGAAAAAUAUUAUUAUAGCAGAAAAAUAUGAAAUACCAGAAUUUGUUGGACGACUAGAAGACCAAACAUAUUUAAAUGGGGACAAUUUUGUUUUGCGAAUAGGAUAUAAGGGCUGUCCUGAACCGUUAGUUCAAUG